This is a messenger RNA of Vitrella brassicaformis, 902 nucleotides long. NCBI's taxonomy places the organism in Eukaryota, Vitrellaceae. The record is from the annotation of a GenBank genome assembly.
CGCCACCCGGCUUCCAGCCUUAUGAGAAGCAGGCCGGUGCGUCGGGCAUCCUCUCAAUGCUGCAGCAGAUCCAGAGGUUACACACAGACACAGACAGAGGGAGAGAAAGAGAGAGACAUGAUGUGACAGUCAUUUGUGUGUGUGCGGGGUGUGCAGUGAUGCAGCGUCGAUGGAGCAGGAGGCCAUCCAUGACGAGCAGGAUGCUCAGUCCGCGUACGAGACGUUUGUCAAGGACAGCAACGCGUCGAUCGAGGCCAAGCAGCGGGACAUCACCGACAAGACGGAGUUCAAGGCCACCAGUGCAGCCGACCUCACUCAGACCAAGGAGGAUCACGCCGCCGUCAUCACCGAACUCGAACAGCUCGCCAGCUACGCCGCAUCGGUCCACCAGGUGCUCAUCUAACACCCUCAAGCACACGCACACACAGGAAGAGACCUUGGUGGGGUGUGUUGGUUACUGUAUUCCGUGUCAGGCGUGUGACUUCGUGUUGAAGAAUUUUGACAUUCGCCAGACGGCGCGGGACCAGGAGAUCGAGGCGCUGAAGCAGGCCAAGGCCAUCCUGUCAGGCAUGAAGUGAUCAAGACACACACACACACACACACACGCACACGCCUGCGUAGCUCUCCAUCGCAUACCUGGUCAGCCAGCGAGUGGAUAAAUCCAUUCAUUGUACGUGUGUGGGAACGACGUGUUGGUGUCGAUGUCGACAGAUGGACAGACUCCAGCUAGACACAUAGAGAUUGGUCAACCUUGAUGUGUGAGCAUUCACAUCAAUGUAUGUGUGGACGUGUAAAAGACAACCAACCAAGCUAAAACAAGUUGCGCCUGUGACGUCAACAUUGAGUAGACACUUGAGUCACCUCUGUCCAUGCAUUCAUCCACGAGAUGGAGUCGACACGUG